Arachis stenosperma is the source of this 1464-nucleotide messenger RNA. RefSeq lists its product as uncharacterized. NCBI's taxonomy places the organism in Eukaryota, Viridiplantae, Streptophyta, Magnoliopsida, Fabales, Fabaceae. The coding region runs from base 1 to 1464 and encodes 487 amino acids. The transcript is spliced from 10 exons. The record is from RefSeq and is a predicted model, not a curated record.
AUGAUAUUUGAACUCUUGAUAGUUGGUAUGCUGGUGUUAGAAUUUAAAGAUAGUAGCACUACUGGCCUCGAAAAUGAAUUCACAAUACAAUUUGGUAUUGUACCUACUGCAGCUGAUCACAAAGGAAGUGGUGUCAAACUUGCUUGGCUCCGCACCCUAAAGCAGCACAUGCAGUUGGAUACCGCACUCGGAAAACAAAUGUUCAAACAACUUCUCUCCGAAGGUCGAGUAUAUGUAAUGAAGCUCUUCUCUGUUGUGCGAAACCAAAGAUCUUAUAGGGCCACUAGGAAUCAGAUUAAGUUGAUUUUUCAAUUCAAGACCACUGUCAGGGAUGCUAUCUGCGAUUUUAUUCCAAAAUCUGCUCUUACAAUCUCUCCAUUCACUGAACUUUUGGAAACCAAAGAGGAUUAUGAUUUCUUAGUUGAUGUGGUGGGUCUGUUGGUCUCUGUGUCGGAAGAGAAAGAAUAUGAUAAAGAUGGAAAGAAGAUGAAGAUGGCUGUGAUGGAACUUGCUGAAAAUGAGUUACCAGUUGGACUUCAGAAUGUUAUGUUUGCAUCAAAGCUUGGAUUUAAUCUUGACAUCCUAGAGGUGGCAGCUUUUCAAAAAAGUUCUAUUCCACAUGGAGUUAGUGCAUCCCAACCCAUUGGCAUUGUUGAAUCUGGAAAAAAUAUCGGAAUAGAAGAAGAUUUUAUAAAGCUCACACCUAGGUGUACUGUGAAGUCGCUUGAUAAUAAUAACCGGGCUGAAACUUUUGUUGUACUAGCGAAGAUAGCUAAAAUAGUUGAGGAUGGUCCUUGGUGGUACUCUGCUUCUGUGUGUGGCAGAGGUGUUCAGGCAGAAACUGGAAUUUACUUUUGUCAAUUUUGCAACAUUCAUGUUCAAAUGUUUAGAGUGAAGGUGUUGGUUGAGGAUUCCACUGGUAUUUCUAUUUUUGUCAUCUUUGAUCGUAAGGCAAGUUACCUACUGAAUAAGACUUGUGCCCAGCUGUUUGAACAACAUCUUAAGGAUGUUAAUGUUGUGUUUGGCACACAGUCUUCUCCUAUAUUUCAAGAAAUUGUUGGAAAAACUAUGUUGUUCAAGGUUCUUAGUAGGCCUGUUGGGAUGGAUAAAUUCAUAAGGACUUAUCCAGUAAGGCGUGAUUGUGAUGAUGCUGCAAUAGUUGGAAUGUUUGAGCUCUCUGGUUUAGAUUUGAGUCCUGAAAAGUGUCCUCUCCUCAAGAGAAAGUCUGCUGAUGCUGUGGUUGAUAAGUUAAAUGAAGUGGAUAGUUCUGAAAAUUCAUGUGAUAAAGUUCAUGAAAGUGAAGAAGAGAAUGUGGUUGGCCUUAAUCAAGGCUCUCUUGAUACUGAAAAAGAUGUGAAGCCUUCGUUGAAGAGGUUGAGAAGAUCCUUGAGACUGCAAUUUGAUGAAGCUGAUGAGUCUCGUGGCUCGGGAAAUGAUGGCUCCUCUGGACAUGGGGUUAAUUGA